Phragmites australis (common reed) is the source of this 536-nucleotide messenger RNA. RefSeq lists its product as uncharacterized. The transcript has 3 exons. The record is from RefSeq and is a predicted model, not a curated record. The coding region runs from base 98 to 334 and encodes 78 amino acids. NCBI's taxonomy places the organism in Eukaryota, Viridiplantae, Streptophyta, Magnoliopsida, Poales, Poaceae.
AGGUCAGGUCUCGGUCUACUAGGGUAGCCCACGCGUCUCAUCUUCUUCCCUCUCUCCGGGCGGCGGCGGCGGCGGACGAACCCCGUCCUCAGCAAAAAUGACAACUGGCUACAUUGUCGGCUCGCUGGUUGGAUCCUUUGCCAUUGCAUAUCUGUGUGACACGUUUGUUUCCGACAAGAAGGCAUUUGGAGGUAGCAUUCCCAAGACUGUUUCUGACAAGGAGUGGUGGCAAGCCACUGACACCAAGUUUCAGGCCUGGCCUCGCACUGCUGGACCACCGGUUGUCAUGAACCCCAUCAGCCGCCAGAACUUCGUUGUCAAGUCCACUGAGUAGGCGAGAGGAGCUGGUUCGGCGACUUGUUUCCACCAUGAAGCGAAUUCUUUCAUAGGUCUUAAAUUUUAAUAAAGAUAAUUGGCAAUUUUCAUCAUUUCAUCUGUGAGCAAACAUCAGGGCUUGCAGCUUACUUGUCAUUCAAUGGUUUCUGUUCCUUGGUGAAGUUUCCCACCAGGAAGUAAAGAAUUGCAGUGUUUUCCCA